AUGGAAGAGCAGGUUGAUUCCCUCCAAAAAUUGAGUAUUGACAGAAAGUUCCUCAAAGGCUACAGAAGCUGUAGCAGUAGCAACACCUACCUCACCGACAGUAUCGGGGGAAAUGUGAAGAGCAACUUCCAGUGCCGUGCACAAUUUGGCUCCAAGUUCUACGACACCACUACGAAUAGAACUGCUCCUAAUCCUGACAACAUAUUUGAGGCGAUCCCUUUUGAGGUUGCUGGAGUUGCUGUUGUUGUAGCUGCAACAGUUGAAACAACUGCUGUUGAGCCAGUUGUUGCUGGUGAAACUGCAGUUGAUGAUGGUGGUGCAGAAGCUGCUGUGCGGGGCAAUGCUGUAGCUCCUGCUAUUGAUGGUGUAGGAGAAGCUGUGUUUCCUGGAGUUGUAAUUCACUUUGCUGGAUCUCACCGUGGUUGUCGGACAUCGGUAGCAACGGAGCGUCUGUCGGAAAAACCUAUGUGGCAACUUAUCACGCUCGAUAAAGCAGCAUCAUCAACUUUUUUUCUGGAUGAGCGAGAAUUCCAGAACGCUGAUAAGACACUGACAACUAUUUGUGACUGUGCACGUCUUAACAGUAUAAAUAGUGUGCGACCCCAGCAGCCUCUAGCCACCGCCUCCAGAAUGCAGCGCCUCGCCCUCUUGUUCGUGUGUCUGCUCGGCUCUGCCGUAGCCUUGCCGGCCCGCACCAGGCUCUGGAGCAGGGGCAACAGCCGCAUCAUCGGAGGAAGCAACGCCAACAUCGCCAACUACCCGUGGCAGCUGUCCUUCCAGUAUGGCGGUUCGCACAUCUGCGGAGCCUCCAUCAUCAGCUCCACGUGGGCGCUGACGGCCGCUCACUGCGUGGACGGUAUGAGCCUCCUGCUGAUGACUUUCAGAGCCGGAUCGUCCAUUCGCGGAAGCGGUGGCACCGUCCAGAGGGCCUCCUCUGGCUACAUGCACGCAUCAUACGACAGCAAUACGGUGGACUAUGACGUCGCCGUCGUUCAGGUGUCUGGCUCCCUGCUCGGCACGAACGCCCAGGCCGUCAGCCUGCCAUCCGACGGCUACGACCCCGCCGGAGGCCUGGCCGUGACCGUCACAGGCUGGGGAUCCACGUACACAGACGGCCCGGCCCCGAGCAACCUGCAGAAGCUGGACAUCAGCAUCGUGGCGCGCUCCACCUGCCAGAGCAUCUUCGCCAAUGUGAACACCGUGACGGCCCGCAUGGUGUGCGCCGGCAGCGCGGGCCAAAGCGUCUGCAGCGGAGACUCGGGCGGCCCCCUGGUCAGCGGCAGCACGCAGGUGGGCAUCGUCUCCUGGGGGGUCAGCCCCUGCGAGGCCAGCCCCGGCGUCUACGCCAACGUCGGAAACCUGCGCUCCUGGAUCCGAUCUGCAGCAGGCGUCUAA
Molecule: messenger RNA, 1395 nt
Organism: Schistocerca nitens (vagrant locust)
Lineage: Eukaryota; Metazoa; Arthropoda; Insecta; Orthoptera; Acrididae
Product: trypsin delta-like
Exons: 5
Coding region: 1-1395 (464 amino acids)
Biological process (GO): proteolysis
Molecular function (GO): serine-type endopeptidase activity
Source: RefSeq, a predicted model, not a curated record